Paraglomus brasilianum is the source of this 2358-nucleotide messenger RNA. The record is from the annotation of a GenBank genome assembly. Lineage: Eukaryota; Fungi; Glomeromycota; Glomeromycetes; Paraglomerales; Paraglomeraceae.
AUGUCAAUAAACUUACCGAAUAAUUCUCUUUCACUUCCUAUACCUCACUUAUCUACUACACAGAACAAAGACCACACAAAAGAGGACACUCCCUCACAUGCUACAAAGAGAGGAAGAAAAGAGUCAGCAAUAUGGGGGGAAUUUGAGAGAGGAGAGAAGAUAAACUCGGCGCACUAUCAGGCUUUCUGUCUCCACUGCAGACGAGCGACUGGCACUGCGAAAGGCAUAGGCGGCACCCCAUACACCAUGCGAAGACACUUACUAGCUUGUUUGCAUGUACCGUUAGAUGUCAAGUCAAAAUACGAGUUACCGUCAGACGUCGCUACGGACCCCUCCUUCACGUUCAAACCCAAAACUAAUAACAAGAAAAACCAGCAUUCCUCAGUUAUAAGCACCACCCAACAACCAGCUAGUUCUAAAGUAGAUGCAUCUCAUGUGAUCGAUGGUAUCGGGGCGACUUUAGCUUAUCCUAACAAUACAUUACAUAGUCCGACGAAGCGUCGUAAAACGGUUACUUCGAUAUCCAGAAGUCACGAAAAUCUCAGCAACUCAUCAAAUCAACUAAACCAGGAGAAAGCUAUCCUUGACAGGCAGGUGUUACGAACGUUAUUAGCCACUGGUAGUGACUUUUCGUGGGUGGAGAAUGCAGAAUCUGUUGCUCUUGUUCGGCUUCUUCGAUCAACAUAUAAACUCCCAUCGAGUAGAGCUCUGUCGCAUGAAAUAUUGGACACUGAAUACAGCAUUGUGAAACAGGAAAUAGAUCGUACUAUAAAUGAGGCUACGUACAUAACCAUUGCAACUGAUGGAUGGAACAGUCAACGACCAAGCGAUUUUGUAAAUUUCUUGGUUAUCAACCAGAGUAGAAAUGCCGAAUUGUAUGAUGUAUUAGAUAUUAGCAACGAGCGCCAUCAAACUGAGAAAAUAGUUUCGCAUAUUGAAGAGAUUUCUUGCAACAUUGGAGUGGAGAAGGUGGCGGCUAUUAUAUUUGAUAACGGAGGAAACCAUUCACGAGUACAGAAACCGCUCAAUGACAAAAAUCCGAGAGUACUAGUAUUUCCUUGUAUGGCUCAUCAAACAAAUUUGUUAAUAGCUUACAUCCUCAAUGCGGCAUUCAAGACCGUAGUAGAAAACAUUAUUCCAGUGGUUGAUUUCUUCAGAUCAUACUCGAAUCCAAUGGAUAUGCUUCGCCAAAUCAGCAGUCUUCCGGAUCUCGUACUUCCUCGGCCGUAUCUGUCUAACUGGGAAUCAUUCUAUCACUGUGCCAAUACGCUUCACUUGGUACAAGCCAGUUUUAUGACAUUGGCUAAUCAUCCGGCUGCGUUUAGCACUCAGAAUAAGAUUGGCGCCACCGUACUAAGAUUUAUUAAAAGCGACGAAUUCUGGAGCGAAUUAAAUUUAUUCUGUACUAUCAUGCAACCUUAUGCCAAGAUUGUUGACGUUUUCCAGUCACCCGGAUGUUCCAUUAGUGAGGUGAUGGUCUAUUGGAUUAUCUUGUAUUCCAGGAUUCAACAGAUGCAUAUUGUUCCCGAGUUACAGCAGAGGUUACUGAGAUUCAUGAACAAGAGAUGGUCUUAUGUGGAUCAAUCGUACUUCCUGGCCACUUGGCUACUGCAUCCAUAUCAUCGCGGUAAUGGAAUAAUUAAGAAUCGGAUUAACGAUAUAAUUGAAAGAACUCUACAUUUUUACAAGAAGAUAAUGGGAGUGGACGAUCAGGAAUAUGAGAGCGCAUUCGUUGACCAGUUACUUAAUUUCGUCUACAAAGAGCGUGAUUUUGCAAGGGCCUUUCUUACAAAGGAUUCGUUGACACGAAACCCGUUGAGAUUCUGGUCAGUAGUAGCAGACGUAGCACCUCAAUUGUCUGCAUUUGCUACACGAUUAUUUUCUAUCCCUCCGAGUGCAGUCAGCCCUGAGCGAGCAUGGUCAGUAGUCAAUGGGAGACAGAGCAACGUUGCUGGUCUAUUAGACAGAUCCGGAAGUAAAUUUUCUGCCGAUAAGAUUACUAAAAUGCAGACGAUUAAUUGGCAUCUGAAGCAACAGGGGAUGCCUUCGAGUGUAACGUCGGGUGUUAAUUCUAGUUCUAAUAUUAGUUCUCCGACGAGUGCUAACUCUGCCUCAGAUAGUGCAAUGAAAAAUAACACUGGUUCAUCGUUAGUUUCCGUUGUUAAUUCGUGGGACGAUCAAGGUCCUAUUGAAGAGGAAUUCUUGGAUAAUUUCAAUUCUAUGUUGACAUCGGCUGGUAACGAAGACGAUUUAACUGGUGCGGUAUCAUUAAUGAGUAUUGGAGAGAGUCAACCAUUGGAUGAAAUUGCAGUUAUAUUUGAUUUAAAUGUACUAGAGGAAUUCAUGUUAACACGGUGA